This is a messenger RNA of Colletotrichum spaethianum, 1605 nucleotides long. RefSeq lists its product as uncharacterized. The transcript is spliced from 2 exons. Lineage: Eukaryota; Fungi; Ascomycota; Sordariomycetes; Glomerellales; Glomerellaceae. The record is from RefSeq and is a predicted model, not a curated record. Bases 1 to 1605 code for a protein of 534 amino acids.
AUGUCAUUUGCCGACGACCGACUAUGUCCACUCUGCUCCAGUCUUGACCUACAGAAGGUGUUUGACCCCGCUCGAUUCGAUGGCCUCCCAGGCGUCCGCACAGCUGAAGGCGUUGGGACUAGCUGGACUAGAUACAUCCAACAUGUCGGGGACUGGCGGCCGCCACUGGAGCGACUCGGGCAAUACCCGCCCGGCAUGAUUCUCAGUUGCCCUUUUUGCGAAGUAGUCCUGGGUCUUUUACACAUCAUCAGCCGAGCAACGCGUGAGACCAGUAGAGUUAUCCUAGCAAUUCCUGCCGAUCUUCUGUACGACUUUGUUAUUGCAGAUGGCGAAGCAGGCUCCGGGGUUGCUCCAGCCUCGGUCUUCCUGUUGAUCAUGAGCCCUGGCCAGUUCAGUCAGACUGCGGCUCGGUACUUCGGCAACACCCAAACCGGAGGAGGCUUGACCGCCUGGAUUCGAUUCGCUCAUCGAGAGUUUCCAGGGACUUUGAUCUCCAUACUGUCGGACACAAUCGUGGAGCCUCCUCAAUCACUCAUGGAGUUGCCGAUGCAGGGACGAAGACUCCUUGAAGAACGGGUUGACUACGGACUUAUUCGGUCUUGGAUACAACUCUGUGAAAGACAACACGCUACAUGUCGCACAGCUCCCGACUGGAAACCUGUCCUCCACUUCAAGUUGAUAGACUGUGAGUCUGGCCGUAUCAUCAACGCAGACUCUGGCCGGAAGUUCCGUUACGUGGCACUCAGCUACGUCUGGGGCAGUGCGCCCCCCGAAAAGUACACAUACCCACGCCUCCCCGACGACCUCCCGCCUGUCAUUCUAGACUCUAUGCGUGCGACCAUGAAGCUUGGCUUUCGUUAUGUUUGGAUCGAUCGUUAUUGUAUAUGGCAAGAAGACAAGACUCAUAAGAUGAGCCAAGUCGAGCAGAUGGACCAGAUCUAUGGGGAUGCGGAGCUUACCAUUAUCGCCGUCGGCGCCAAAGACCCUAGCUACGGUCUUCCGGGUCUGACUCUCAGCCGGACACAGCAUGCUUCAAUCACCAAGCGAAUUGGCCAGCAGAAGCUCAUUGCAAACUUCAGUCAUCACUGGCAGCUGGACCAAAUUACCAGGUCCAAGUGGGCCACGCGAGGAUGGACUUUUCAAGAAACCUGCCUAUCUAGACGAAGGCUCUACUUCUCCAACUACGAGGUGUCUUUUGAAUGUCAUGACAUGAUGUGCUUCGAGCACCUCACCCGUCCCCUGGCUUAUAAAGGGAGUUUGGAACACUAUGAGAGACCAGAAUGGAACCACAUUAACAACGCUCACGGCGUUUGGGCCAUAAUCCAAAGAUACUGCGAACGCCAGCUUACCUUCACCAGCGACAGACUUGCUGCAAUUAUGGGAGUCUUGAAGAAGUGGUCGAGAGCAAACCCGGGAUGCUUGUCUUAUUGGGGUGUUCCGAUAGUAGCCUCGGACUGGCCACGGCAGGAUGCCGACACUUUGAAGCGAGCAUUUCUUGCCGGACUGGAGUGGGAAACUUGCAGAUUUUCCAAGCUGGUCAUGGGUAUCGCAAAAUGGGAGAAGACUGUUCGGCCACAAAGGCUACUUCCAUUUACAACCCCCUGA